UGCUUGGAAGCUAUUCUUUCAGCCACAAAGAUGGUAGUAAAUCUUUGCCUUCCACAGUUCAGACCAAGAAUUCACUGCAACAAGAUAUCAGCUGAUGGUUAUGAAGUAGACAAUCUCAUCUCUGAAGACCUCACAAAGAGAAGUCGUGGCUUUAGGACAGAGUAUUUCAUUAAGCCACCAGUCUAUGUGACAGUUUCUUUUCCCUUUAAUGUGGAAAUCUGUAGGAUUAACAUAGACCUCACAGCUUGGGGAGGCCACAAUGUCACUGGCCUGGAAAUGUACACGUCUGCCUUAUCCAGCACAUCUUGGAGCCCCCCUGAGUGCCAGACCCCAGGCCCAGCUGAGCCAUCCAUCCCUGACAAAGAGGCAUUCACCUUGGUAGGCAAAGUCUUGUUGAAAAAUCAAAACCAAGUGAUGUUUAGCCACCGGGGCUUCAAGGCCAGGCCACCUUUUGGCCCGAUGGAAGCCACACUCCCCUCUCCUGCUAUUGUGGCCCAAGAGCUCUGGAAUAAAGGGGCUCUUUCCCUGAGCCAUGUGGCCCAUCUCAAGAUCUGUAUCACCCAUGUGACAGGCAGCGGUAUUCCGUGCAUCAAGCGAUUGGAAGUGUGGGGUCAGCCGGCCAAAACUUGCUCCCAAGAGGUAAUAGAAAGUGUCUUGCUGGUUGCUUCAGAGAGCCUCCCUCCAGGCUUGGCUCUACAGGCCCCAGCAUUGCCCAUGGAGAGUGACUGUGACCCUGGUGGCCAGUCUGAGGGCCACCAGGCCUUGUCAAGCCUGCAGAAGCUGGCUGAGGUAAUUCGGGAUGUGCCUGAGGAGUUCUUGGACCCCAUCACCCUGGAAAUCAUGCCUUGUCCUGUGCUGCUACCCUCAGGCAAGGUCAUCGAUCAGAGCACACUGGAGAAGUGUAACCGCAGUGAAGCUGCAUGGGGCCGGGUGCCCAGCGACCCUUUCACGGGGGUAGCCUUUACUCCACACGCGCAGCCCCUGCCUCACCCGUCCCUAAAGGCCCGGAUUGACCAUUUCCUGCUCCAGCAUUCUGUCCCUGGCUGCCACCUGCUUGGGAGAGCACAGACUGCAGUGGCAUUGGCCCCUUCUUCCAUUGUUCUGCCUUCUCGAAAAAGGAAGAUGGAGCAGGCUGAACAGGCCCUGGACAGUAGCCUUGGCAUACAUGCUUCCUGCUUUUCUAACACAAGCCCUCUGAUCUCACCGACUACCUCAGAGCACACCGCUAAGAAAGUGAGAGCUACCAGUGAGCUUGGCCUGACGCACAUGGACUGUUCAACAGGUCCAGUAUCCCAUGAGCAGAAGCUGUCACAAAGCUUGGAAAUUGCCUUGACGUCGACCCUUGGCUCCAUGCCAUCUUUCACAGCUCGGAUGACCAGGGGACAGCUCCAGCACCUUGGCACAAGAGGGAGCAACUCUUCCUGGAGGCCAGGUGCCAGCUUGGAGCAGCCUGGGAGCAGCCAGGGCCCUGAGUGCUCCACCUGCCAAAGAGUAUUCUCGCCCUACUUCAAGAAGGAGCCUGUAUACCAGCUUCCCUGUGGCCACCUCCUGUGCCGCCCCUGCCUGAGUGAGAAGCAGCGGUCCUUGCCCAUGAUGUGCACAGCCUGCCAGCAGCCAGUCGCCAGCCAAGACGUGCUGCGGGUCCACUUCUGAGGGGCCCAUCUCCA
This is a messenger RNA of Chrysochloris asiatica (Cape golden mole), 1667 nucleotides long. RefSeq names its product U-box domain containing 5 (gene UBOX5). Gene Ontology annotation, molecular function: ubiquitin-ubiquitin ligase activity; ubiquitin protein ligase binding. The record is from RefSeq and is a predicted model, not a curated record. Bases 31 to 1653 code for a protein of 540 amino acids. NCBI's taxonomy places the organism in Eukaryota, Metazoa, Chordata, Mammalia, Afrosoricida, Chrysochloridae. Gene Ontology annotation, cellular component: nucleus. The transcript is spliced from 4 exons. Gene Ontology annotation, biological process: protein polyubiquitination.